This is a messenger RNA of Chiloscyllium plagiosum (whitespotted bambooshark), 3178 nucleotides long. RefSeq names its product charged multivesicular body protein 1A (gene chmp1a). Gene Ontology annotation, biological process: vacuolar transport. NCBI's taxonomy places the organism in Eukaryota, Metazoa, Chordata, Chondrichthyes, Orectolobiformes, Hemiscylliidae. The record is from RefSeq and is a predicted model, not a curated record.
CGUGUCCCUGACGUCAUGGGGGAACCUCGCGAGAGUUGGUAGCGGAGGCCCGGGGCCGAGCCUGCAGGAAGAAGGAAGCAGCCGCUCAGGGACACUCACUGGGAGACCAUGGAUGAUACUUUGUUUCAGUUACGGUUUACCUCAAAACAGCUAGAGAGAUUGGCUAAGAAAGCAGAAAAGGAUUCCAAAGCUGAGCAAGCUAAAGUGAAGAAGGCUCUUCAACAAAAAAAUAUUGAAGGAGCAAAGAUCUACGCAGAAAAUGCAAUCAGAAAGAAGAACGAAGGACUGAAUUGGUUACGAACAGCUUCCCGGGUAGAUGCUGUAGCAUCCAAAGUGCAGACGGCAGUUACGAUGAAAGGGGUUACGAAGAAUAUGGCACGUGUAACACAAGGAUUGGAUAAGGCACUGAAAUCCAUGGACUUGCAAAAAAUUUCAGCUGUAAUGGACAAAUUUGAGCAGCAGGUUCAGAACCUUGAUGUGCAUACUUCAGUGAUGGAGGACUCUAUGAGUUCUGCAAUGACAUUGACCACUCCUCAAGAACAAGUGGAUAGUCUCAUUAUGCAGAUAGCAGAGGAGAAUGGUCUUGAGGUCAUGGACCAACUAAACCAACUUCCAGAAGGUGCAGCAUCCCUUGGUGAAUCCUCUGUACGUGAACAGGAUAAGGAAGACCAGCUUUCAAAAAGGUUGGCUGCUCUAAGGAAUUGAAAGAGGAGGUGGCUUCUAAUCUCAACUGAUGGACUGUGUAUGAUCCUGCGUGACUUUUGUACAAUAUGUAUAAUGGCCAAAAAUGUUUACUUUCAUUAUACAUACAUUAGAAUGAUUAGCUACUUUCACUUUUAAACUCUUAUAAAAGCUAGUCUGAAUUUAAAAAAAGUAUACUAAAGGGUUAACUAUAUAGAUUCUCAUAGUCAUGACUGUUAUCACUGAAUUUGAGAUAAACCUUUUCUGACAGACAGCCCCUUUAUCCUUUUACAUUAUUAUGUAUACACGCAAACUGAUUUGUAAGCUUCAGAACCAUACUGAUAGACUGUGUAUACUUGUCUUGAUUCUGAGACCAACUUGGUUUGGCUAAUGUUGGGGCAAUGUGCAGGAUCAGUGACCGUCUGAAGUUUUAUUAAUUUUUUAGUGAAUUGGGAAGGAUUUUGUUUUUCAGAGUAUUGAUUUACAGAAUUUUGCAUGUGUCUAGCUGGAUGGGAUGUAAAGAAAACAUUUGCUAUGUGAGGAUGAAAUAUUCUUCUAUGUGUACCUUUUUGAAGUGAACAUGACCUGCAAAAUUUGUAAACUUUUCCUGUAGACUGCCAUUUUCAGUAAAGUAUGCUGAUUUCUGUGCAACAAGCAAUUGGGUCAAAACAGUAGGAGACGAAAUCUAUUUAUCUUUUCUACAGUUGACAAUAGAGUUGUGGCAUACUUUAGCCGUGCAUGUUUUUGGUUUAUAUACACUUCGACAACCAAUUGAUUGUCUUCUGUGAGUGGACCUCACGCCUCUAAUAUUUAUGAAAUGGAUUUAUUUCCUUUGCUCUGCCGACCAAGCAAGGAUAAAGUUAGAACUAUAUAGGCAGCUAAGAAUUUGAAACAAUCUGGCCUUAUUUAAAAAGUGCCUCUGUUAUGUGUGCCCUGUUUUUUCUUAAAAAUGAUAUCUUUAUUAAUUUGCAGAAAUAUUGGUUAUGCGACUACUCUGAAUUUAGUAAGCAGUUGAUUAUAACCUCAAAUAGUUGGUGCAUCCUCACUGUGAAAUACAAAACAAUAUGCAAAAUUUAUUUGUGUAUACCUUUCAAAUCUUAUCUUGAACAUAUGCAGUUCAGACUUGAUAGAGUUAGAUCAUUGAGUGGGAGAAAGAAGAAUAGGACAUAUAAUCCUGAAUUGUCAAAACGGUCAUUCUGAAUGUUCAUGACAAUAAGACCAGAAUCACAAGUUUUGUAAUAGUGUCUUUGGAGUUUGCCUACAGAAGUUAAACUUUCUGGAAAUGUUCAUUGUCCUGUGGAAGUUGCACAUUAUCUGGUUAAAAUACUUCACUUUGACAUGUAAAAUCUUGUCAUAAAUGCUUAACAAUUGUUUAAUUUAAGGUGUAGCUUUGAUUUUAAGCUAUAGCCAAUUUCAGCAGGUGGCCUAAAUUCAUCCAUUUGUGCUUUAACUAUUUCAGCAACCUUUAGAUUAUAACAUAAUUAAAUUGAAAUGCAUCCAAAUCAAUUUCAACACAAUUUUUGUCUUAUUAAUAAAAAUAGCAACAUUUAAGAAUUAAAAUUAUUGCUCUUCCUGGAAUUCAGUGGUCUAUCAAAAUUUUAAGCAAGAACUCUUUGCUAAGGAAGUGCACUCUGCAUUCACAAUGAGUUGCUGUUUGAUUUUUAGCCUCUUGGGUUCAACACAUUUAGGUAUGAUUGCUUAUCCAAAGCAGGAUGCCGUUUUGAAAAUUUUAAGUGGUUAAAGCAAUCAGGAAAUUUGCUCUGCUUAAUCACCAAACCUGUUUAAAAACAGCUCCAAUGGUGACACUAAAGUUGCUGCUCAAGUGCUAAAACAUUGCCCCAUCACUUAAUAUAAUAUACAAUUAAUGCCUUUAAAUUAUUUUCUUACAACCUUCUUGCAGUGGUGCCUGAAUGCUAGUAUAAACUAAAGUAUUCACAGGCAAUGAAGGUUAGAUCUGCAUUCUGAAAAUCAUUGUAAGCUCGACUACCUAACUGUAAAAAUUGUUUUAAGAAUACGGAAAAGCUGAAAUCCAUGAAAUUUUAAAAAAUACUGAAAAUACUCAGUUCGGGUAGCAUCAGUGGAGCAUGAGAGCUGCCGAGAGGUCAGUGACCUAAAAUAUUGACACUUUUGCUUUACGGAUGGCCAAUUACUAUAUAGCAUUUUCUGUUUGUACUUCAGAUUUUCAGGAUCUUGCAAUAUUUUGCUUGGGUAUGCUUUCAUUCAUUCAUUGUAUUUUAAAUGUAUAAUGGUAAUGACAGUAUGCUUGCUGCUUAGAUUUUUCUGAACACUUGAGUAGGUGCCUGGUAAUAUUUUAUAUUCUUUUGAAAUAAAUAUUUUCUGUUGCUAUACUGUGUGAUUGAUUUUAAUGUUUGUUAGUUGGGCUGUGAUUUUUUUGUUUGGGUAAUUUGAUUAUUUAUGUCCAAAUUAAUGUUGAAGUUAUUUUCAGACAGUUUUAAUGUGUUCAUAUUUUGAAAUAAAGAAUUUAAAUUCUCUGAAA